AUGAAGUGUGCUGUACCGUCUUGCAGAAAAGACUUUCAUUCCGUUUUAAGACCUAUGCACUCGAAACAUCGUUUCCCGAUAAAACAUAACAGGCGCUUGCAGUGGAUCAGAUCUAUAGUUGUAGCGGAAAAUGAUAUGUUGCAACAAGGUAUCAACUUCGAAACUGCCAGGAUAUGCUCUGAUCACUUCACACCGGAAUCAUUUAAGGAAUUAGAAACCAAGAGAACGCUCCGUAAUACAGCAGUUCCUACGUUAUUUGGAAGUGAUGUUGCAAAGGUCGGUAACUCGACCGCUUUGGCCUCUUCGAUCGCUUCGACUGUACCACCCACUGAAUAUGAAAUGCAUCUUAAAAGUAUUCAGAAUCCAGCUGUGCCGUCCUUGCAAUCUAGAUCUACAGGAACUGUUAGGUACAUAGGAGACAUCACCACGAAUACCACAGGGGAUCAGUUGGUAGCUGCUGUUCCAAAAAUAAAAUCACAGUUUGCACGAAACCAGCACACAAUCAAACUAUUAAGGGCUCAGAACAGAAGGCUGAAUGAUAAGAUGACAAGUAUGGAACAAUUGAUGUCGACUCUCAAAAAAAAGCAGCUUGUUGAUGACUUCGAAAAUAAUCCACUGCAGGUGAAUUUCAACUUAAUUAUUAGUUUUAAUCUCGGUGUUAAUAUGUAUUUUCUUGUGUAA
This is a messenger RNA of Ochlerotatus camptorhynchus, 681 nucleotides long. RefSeq lists its product as uncharacterized. Lineage: Eukaryota; Metazoa; Arthropoda; Insecta; Diptera; Culicidae. The coding region runs from base 1 to 681 and encodes 226 amino acids. The transcript has 2 exons. The record is from RefSeq and is a predicted model, not a curated record.